Besnoitia besnoiti is the source of this 2955-nucleotide messenger RNA. RefSeq lists its product as uncharacterized. The record is from RefSeq and is a predicted model, not a curated record. The transcript has 17 exons. The coding region runs from base 1 to 2955 and encodes 984 amino acids. Lineage: Eukaryota; Apicomplexa; Conoidasida; Eucoccidiorida; Sarcocystidae.
AUGACGCCUCACUGCUCCUCUCCGGUGGGGGGAGGCUCUUCCGUCGAGCGCCGAAGGCGGCGACCGCGGCGGGGUCACAGAUCGCGGCCUGACCUGCAUCCUCAUCUUGGUGGCACGGAGUCUCAUGGCGAUGGAGUCGGCUCGUCUCCGCUGCGCGGUGCCACUUCUCAGCCUCCAGACGAGGCGAACGUUUUCUUGGUCUCCGACGCGAGGGCAACUCCCGGAGACGAAAAUGGGAAACAGAGAGCGGUCGCAGUCGACGUAACAGGCACCGGAGAUGCUGAAGAUCUCCAGGAAGAGAGGCGACGCGAGACGGUCGCGCAUCCACACCAUGCAUAUCCUUCUUCUGAGCUUGCGGCGCUGUCGGCAGCUGUCUGGAGUGCGACCCGUGGAAGCCCGCCCGCUUCUCGCGACGCGCGUGAAGUGACAUCGACUCUGGGUGAAACCUCGCUCACGGCAGACGUGUUCUCUUCCUCCGCGUUGUCGUCUCCGCCUCCUUCCGACUCUGCGGUCUUUGUCUCGUCGUCGUCGCUCUCCUCGCCGACGCCUCGAACGCCGCCUUCGCUCCUCCCCUCUUCGCUGCCGCCCGCGGCGCCUCCGUCAGGCGCAGUCAGGGCGCCUCCGCCGGCUCCUGUCUCCUUGCUGCCGGUCUUAUCGGCCUCCUCAUGCGCUGCAGAACCGCGCGCGGAGCUCGGCGAGGAUUCCGCGCUGCCGCCGCAGGUCUGCGUGCGCGUGGAGGCAGACAACCGGCAGGACAACCCCUCGACAGACAGCAGCGAUGGGAGCUACAUUCUGUUGCAUGAUGGUGAGCAGAAACGGAGUCUGAUGACGGCGGGAGCCUUGGCGGCGAGUCCGCAUCUGAGACACCGAAGUGCACAUUCUGGACUGCAGGGCUUCGCUGCCGAAGAGCCGUCGACACGCGCCCCUCCGCAGCUCGCCUUCCAGGAGGAGGCCUCUGCAGUUCCGCCGCCGCGUCCUUCCUGCUUCUUCGCCUCCCUCCUCAGCGCCGCGUCUCCCCACCGCAGACAUUGGCGGGCGCGACACCGGGAUGAGCUCCCCGCGGGCUUUGAGGCCUCUGGGCGCAGCGAAGGAGCCCACGGCGCGCAGGCGGGGGACGUCGAGAGAGGAGGCCGGGGAGGCCGUUUUGACGGUCUGCCUUUCGUCGCCGCAAGCGGAGGGAGGAGACGAAGAAGCAGCUGGCGACGCGAGCUGAGGGCCCUCUGUGCAGUGGUGAUGGCGUUUCUCAAGGCCUGCUGGGUGUGUCUGAAGAUCCUGUGGGAACGCUCGGCUCGGUGGAUCGCGCGAAAUGACGCCCUCGUCCGGAUUGUCGGCUACACGCUUCUCCUUCUCAUCACAUCGACCGGCAAUAUCAUCUGCUUCAAAAAGAUGAUUGACAAGAUGCCAAACUACAGCCCGUUCAUCACGCAGGUCACCACAGUCGUCUUCGUCCCAGUUUUCUUCUCUCUCACCGUGUACACCGACUUCUCGGGAGGCAUAUCUCAGGAGAUGAAGGAUUUCCCGAAGCGGAAUUUCGCAAUUAUGGGAUUUCUGGACUCCUUCUCAGGCGUCAUGGCAAUCAUCGGCGCUGUGCAUACUACGGGGACGACUCAAGUUGUGCUCCAGCAGAGCUGCAUCGUUUUCAGCCUCUUUGCCUCAAUCUCGAUGCUGCGGAAGAGGUUCCAUCUGGCGCACUACCUGGGCGCCUGCGUGAUUAUUCUCGGCGUCCUCUUCGUCAAGCUGCCGGAGCUGCUGCAUCCCUUGCCCGACGGCGGCAACGACCUCUUCUUCUUCAAUCUCCUGUACCUUCUCAGCAACAUGCCGGCAGCCGUGUCGUGCGUGUUCAAGGAGGUUGCGUUUCGGGGCGUAGAAAUGGACGUCAAUUUUCUUCAGGCCUGGGUGGCGCUUUUUCAAUUCGUCAUCGGCUUCCUCGUGCUCCCACUGAGUGCCCUGCCGAUGCUCGGGCCCCAGCGCGUGCCAUUGACUGAACUGCCAGCGAGUCUAUGGAAUGGACUGCGGUGCCUCUUUGGCUACGACACUAUUGUCACGAAUUGCGGCGCCGGCGGCCAACCUCCCUGCGACAGCUGCGCGGGCGCGGGGAGCUUCGUCGGCAUGUAUCUGGCCUUUAACAUUCUCUACAACAUGUUCAUCACGCUGGUGGUGAAAAAUGGAGGCGCAGCGCUGACGUUCCUGGUGUCCACGCUGCGUCUCCCCGUGACGGCCAUCGCCUUCUGCUCACAUGCAAUCAUGGGUGACAGCGCAGUUCCUGCGAAGGCGAGAGAUUUCUACGGGCUGCUGAUCUUGAUCCUCGGACUGGCGAUCUACCGCGCGGGAAGCGUUAUGAAAAAGCGGGCGCGGCACCGAGCGGCGCUGGCGGCUCGCGGCUUGGCGGUCCCGGGCUUCGACAGCCGACGGGCGUCUGCGCGCGAAGAGCAGGACGUUGGUUCCGUUUUCGUGGAGGCCGUUUUUGCAGCGGGCGAAGUCGAUGCAUGUGACGGCGAAGAAGACUCGGAGUCAGACGAAGACGGCUCAGAAGUCGAGGUUCAUCCUGUCUUCACGUCGGUCAUUACUCCCGAGCCUCCUCAGGUCCGCGUACACGCGCCGCAUCAUGCGCAUGGCGACAGCGGCUACCACAAACUCCUCCCUGGAGCACCGCCGCCCGCGGUUUUCACGCCGUGCUCUAGGCCAGCAGCGGCUUUCUCAGGCGACACUUCAUGGCGCUGUCAAGACCGCAGAGGAGUAGCCUCGCGCGAGCGGUCAGGUAGCCCAGGCGCCUUUCCGGUGGACGAAGAGACAGGCUUUGCAAACGGCGCUGGCGUCCUGGGUUCGCCGGAUGCAUCGUCGUCGCUGCUGUACGACGCGCGAAGCAGCAGUGUCGGCUACAUGCCUCCGUCAUUGCCACCGGUCGCGCAUUCACCCGCGCAAAGUAGAGGCUGCUCCAACGGCAAAAAGAGAUGA